UUUCAGAAGAAAUAGCUGGAGCGUAGGGCCUUGCAAUCUGACCGGAUUAAACCAUCCUCGAGCUUUUUGAAUACUUCAUCUCUCAAAAGUCAAGCUUAGCCCUACUCUUACUACAAAUCUUCUUACCUUAAGAUUGUGAGGGCAUCUUUGCUCAUCCGGAAAGGCCGGUGAUAUUUUGAUUCCCUCACGCAUCGAUAUGUACGUUGUAGCUUAUGUUCAUCCACUGGUUUGAGUCAUGUAUAUGCUUUACUUUUCGAAGCAAGUCGAGGUCCGUAUAGCUAGAAUGAAAUAACUAUUUCACGUGACUAGCAAGUAGCGACUCGAAGUAGCUUUUAUUUUGUACAUAUUAGUAAAGAAAUAGCACUCCCGUUGUAGGUUAAGGCAAUCUCUUGAUUCAACCUUUUUUCUGGCCAUGGCUAAAAACUCACAUCAUGAACUGACAUGCCCCCAAAUCAAUGUCCUUUUCUUGCUCGAGGGAAUGCACUCGUCUUGGUUUUACCGUUAUAUCUCUCUAAGUAUACAAUGCACCUGCCUUGGUAUGAUUGGCUUAUCAACUUUCAUCAUUUGGAGGAAUUUGUGUCAAAUUGCUUCCAUUUCCUCACCACUUUCCAUACAUCUACUGAGGAUCUUUCGAAAAAGUAGCCGUUUUCACCUUCCAUAUUUGCAUCAGAAUUCUAAAAUGACCAAAUCAUGAGAUGGAUCCGACAAUGUCCAGUCUUAGCAUUAUAUACAUUUGAAGGUCUACGUGGUCCCAUCAGAAUCAGAAUUCGGGUGUGAUUUUCUGGAGACUUUUGGUGUGCAAAAUCUUUUGAGAAUCUCAAAUGUCGAGCUUUAGUAGAUGUGCCGCGUGCAAAUAUCUGAGAAGAAAAUGCCCUCAAGAUUGCAUAUUGGCUCCUUAUUUCCCUUCCUCGAAUCCACAAAGAUUUGCUUGUGUCCAUAAGAUCUUUGGUGCCAGCAACGUCACUAAAAUGCUUCAGCAAGUCCCGGGGCAUUUACGGGCGGAAGCAGCAGAGUGCAUUUCAUAUGAAGCAACAGCCAGGGUUCAAGACCCCGUCUAUGGAUGCGUUGGAAUCAUCACUCAACUGCAACAACAAAUCACGCAGAUUCACAGUGAGAUAAUGAAGAUUAAGGGUGAAAUGGUUGCCCAUCGAUCUGCACACCCACAACACCUCCCAUCACCACAGCCACAAGGUGAACCUUCCUGGUUCAGUUCCACUCAUCGGCAGGAGCAGGACAACUUUCAAUCGGACAAGCAUCUAUCUGGAAACUUCUAAGCUAGUCAAAUCGAUGCGUUCUGUAGUUUCUCUCUAUGCAUCUUC
This is a messenger RNA of Eucalyptus grandis, 1319 nucleotides long. RefSeq names its product LOB domain-containing protein 23. Lineage: Eukaryota; Viridiplantae; Streptophyta; Magnoliopsida; Myrtales; Myrtaceae. The transcript has 2 exons. Bases 822 to 1274 code for a protein of 150 amino acids. The record is from RefSeq and is a predicted model, not a curated record.